GGCAGACCUAAACCACUACACUACAUAUUAUCCCCUCAUCCCUACAUCCAUGCUUGGGCCAUAAAAAAAUCUUGAAACUAAAAACCACACAAAAUGUUUACCCUUCAAACCCAUUCAUCUUUCCCCAUGUUGAAUCAAGAGGAUCAAGAAUCUGAACAUCUUUAUUGUGCAAGUUAUUUGGAAUCAAGCAAACAAGAACAAACUUGCAAAGAAUUAGCUGAAGUCAAGAAGAACAAAAGGCCAUCACAGGAUAGGGAAGCCCGGGAGGUGGAGUGGAGGCGGUACCGCGGUGUCAGAAGGCGGCCGUGGGGGAAGUUCACCGCGGAGAUAAGGAACCCAGAGAAGAAAAAAGCAAGAUUAUGGCUUGGUACUUUUGAUACACCUGAACAAGCUGCAUUGGCUUAUGAUAGAGCUGCGUUUAAGUUCCAUGGUUCUCGUGCUAAGGUUAACUUCCCUCUUUUAAUCGGCUGUGACGAUAGGGUUUCGAUGUCUUCGUCUUCAUCCUCUAUCGAAAACGGGCUUAGGAGAAAGAAGAUUAAUCCCACCGAGGAUCAACCAAUGGACAUACCCGCUACAACAGUGAACAAGACGGAAAAUCAGCAUGAAACCCUACAAGAUCUUCAGUUAUUUACCUUAACACCUAAUGAUUUCUCAUUGAACAACCUUGUUGACCCAACACCUAACACCACAACCAGUAACAAUGAUUCAUUGUGGUCAAUCUUUAUGCAAAACACAGUUCAGUCUCCAACAGCCACUGCUAGUUCUAGAGUUGGAGAAGUGUGUGACCGUGAAUAUUCAAUGUGGGAUUUUCAAUUAAACACUGUCCCACCCGAGGAGCUUCGGUUUCCGGUGAUGGAAGCGCCACCGGUAACCGCCACUAGAGCCUCAGAGGUGGGGAAUGAUCAUGACUCGUUCUGGGAUUUUCAGAUGGAUACAUUGACAGAUGAUGAUUUUCUUUUGCUUUAGGGUGUUGAAAUUUGUUGUUUCAGAUUCCAACCGUUAAUUUUGUUUAGGUGGGAUCAGACUUGGUUCAGAUGGUCAGAAAUGGUGUGAUUUAUUCUAGAAGUCCCCGAAAUUCGUACAUGAUAUUUAUGGGUAGUAUCACAUUGCAAAGUAGCAUCCUACAUGUACACUUUUCUUUUAUUUGAGGUUUUUAGCUGAAAGCAAUUCUAUACAAUAUUUUUUAGGUUUUUUUUUU
Helianthus annuus (common sunflower) is the source of this 1198-nucleotide messenger RNA. RefSeq names its product ethylene-responsive transcription factor ERF087. The record is from RefSeq and is a predicted model, not a curated record. NCBI's taxonomy places the organism in Eukaryota, Viridiplantae, Streptophyta, Magnoliopsida, Asterales, Asteraceae. Bases 94 to 966 code for a protein of 290 amino acids. The transcript is spliced from 2 exons. Gene Ontology annotation, biological process: ethylene-activated signaling pathway; regulation of DNA-templated transcription. Gene Ontology annotation, molecular function: DNA binding; DNA-binding transcription factor activity.